Messenger RNA from Aspergillus melleus, 4031 nucleotides. RefSeq lists its product as uncharacterized. Gene Ontology annotation, biological process: protein autophosphorylation; phosphorelay signal transduction system. Bases 844 to 3711 code for a protein of 955 amino acids. The record is from RefSeq and is a predicted model, not a curated record. The transcript has 2 exons. NCBI's taxonomy places the organism in Eukaryota, Fungi, Ascomycota, Eurotiomycetes, Eurotiales, Aspergillaceae. Gene Ontology annotation, molecular function: phosphorelay sensor kinase activity; histidine phosphotransfer kinase activity.
AAGGCGAGGGUUUCAGCCUCCCCGCGUCUAGACCGGCCGAUCGGCAAAUCGACUUUCUCUCCUUCUCCCCUCCUCGUCUUCCCCUUCCUUUCCCUUGGCUUCCUCUCUCUCUCUCUCUGUCUCUCUUCCUUCUCUUUUUCUCUCCUCUUCUUCCCCCCCUCCUCUCCCUCUUCCUUCCCCUCCGUCUCACUUGCUCCCCUCGACCUUUGCUUGUCGUUGCUUCUCAUCGUCCGGUGGAUCCGCCAAUUCCCCCCGUCCAUCGGUGCUUCGACGCUCUUGUCUUGUGUGGACACCUUUUUUUCGACCCCAUCUGGCCCGGCAUCCGAUCUGUGCUUCCUUUUUUUUCCUGUCUUGAAAAAUUUCUCCCUCCCCUAUGGCGGAAUCAUCGUGAAACAGAUCAUUACAACUCGUCCCUUUACUCGAUCUAAGGCGACCUUGUCAUCUUCGACCUCCCAUUUGCUAUCUGCCUAUAUCCACGCUGGAACAUUCGAAGACGAAGACGAAGCGGCUUCCUUCUUCCGCAGUACCUAAGGGCGCCAUCGUACCGAGCGCCCGAUCUUCGUGGUGAGGCUCGCCUUGGGCUUCGUCUUCUCUGUCAGACUAGGGUCAUGUAUGUUCUCGAUCAACCAUUGGGGGAACCGCAAAUUUGCUGGACAGAGAGCCAUGCUUUUUGCCUUGUUCAAAAACUCGUUUCGUGACUUAUCGAUCGCUUACUGCUCACUAACUCUCUCCUGGCGCCCUCCUAUAUCCUAGUUCAGGCGACUACGUCCGGAAGUUGACUUCUCCGGAACCUCCCAUCUGGUCGAUUUGGUAUCACGGCAGAAGACGUUCUUUCUUCUCGCUAUGUCUGACUCGGUCGAAUCAGAAUGGUCCAACUCCUUUCGCCCCGGACGUACUUCGUCAUUUCUCCCCUGCAAAUCCGAAUGCCUUCCCGGGGACUCCUCCGCUGCCACCUUGCGGAACAGUGACGCGCAAGCCGACCCGUCGAUCAGCCAACAUGUCCGUGGACCGCAGAACGUUGCAGUCGAUCGAUUGGUAAAACUCAAACAAGACCUCCGGGGCUUGGACGCGGAAUCAUUCUGGACUCAGUUGAUGGAACGACUUGCCUCACUCUGCAAUUCCCAGUAUGCCUUUGUGGCUCGAAAAGUUCGCGAAAAUGAUGUCGCGAAGGACGCAGAGGGCCGAAGCCCCUCCUUGCACGGCACUGCGUUCUACUACAACGAUGGACAUCAAACGGUGGGAAUGUACAGGAACCGGUCGUUCGCAGGAGGCAACCCGCAAUCUCACAUGGACCACGGAAAAGCGUGCUUGAUUCCCGAAAACCUGGGGUCAUUUAUAUCAUUCGACCAAGACAAGCUCCCGUUCGCCGCGGAAGGCUAUUUGGCAGUCCCACUGUUUUCGGAAACUAAGUGUGCGGCCUACCUUGGGCUUAUGUGGUCUGGACCCGGCUUGCAGAAACGGACGCUCUCCUGGCAAUUUCUGGAAAUGAUUCUGCAUUCGUUGGAAGAUCUGAUCGUCAAGCGAAUUGCUGACGAAGCAGGCGAUGCAAAAUUUGAUCGACCAACCCGGGAGGCCCAUGCUGUUUCCGUGAGCCAGAAAAUCGUGGAUGAGACGCAUAUCAACCUUGUGCAGGGGCACGUUGACUUUUCUUCUCAUGCUCUCAAGCCGUAUGCUCGAAGCUUGUCCCAUGAGCUUCGAACUCCGAUGCAGGGAAUUGUUGGAAUGCUAGACGUCAUGCAUGCCACUGUCCGCGAAGCUAUGCUUGGAAAGCCGCCUCCUACAACAGGGGGUGUCUUCCAAGCUUUGAAGGAAAGCAUCGAGAUGGUCCAAGAUAGUGCUAGACGGGCGGUCGAGGCGGCCGAUAACGUGGUCCAUGCCUACGAUUUGAACAUGCAGGUGCCCAAAACCCCCCAGUUUGAGCGCGAAAAUGACUGCUUCGGCGGGCCUGUCCAGUCGCCAGUCAAUGCGCCCGAAACCCGCCCGAAUAUCUUUAUUGAAGGCAGCAACAUCACGGUGAAUCCGUACAAACGGCGACGAAGUAACCCCAUCGACAACAACGCUGGGCCGGCCUCGAAGCAAAAAGUCCCGCGUGUCUUGGGCCCGAAAGGGCUGUCGCCUCGAAGUGAGGAGGUCAAGAACGCGGUUCACGAGAGUGACAAAAUCAUCCAGGCGACCCCGGCACACCAGAUCGAGGCCGUCAUGGCGAGUAUGGUCGAUUCGCGUCCAUCGUUGGCGGCGCGGCGCUCGGCGUCCCACCUCAUGUUGGAAGGGAUUAAUCUCAACAACCGGGGUCCGGCGGUGCGAUCCACCAAGCUUCGUGAUCUCCUUCGACUGGUCAUCAACGAAUCCUUACACGUUGGCGGUCGGCCUGAUUUUGCCGUGACGAAUGCGACCGAACUCGGAGAAAGGAUCGAAGUACGGUCGCGGUCUUCCGGUGGAGAGGUCUUCUCCAAAACGAUCGAUUGGACCGUUGAUGCAGCAUUGCCAGAAACGCUAUACGUCGACGAUCGCGAUCUUGCCAAGCUGAUCUCCUGUGUCUUUUUAAACGCCGUCAAGUUCACCAACAGUGGUGCGAUUACGGUACAUGCCAAAGUUGGCCGAAAAGCCAAUGAUAUCAUGAUCAGUGUGCAGGAUACGGGGUCAGGUAUCCCGGAGGCCUUCCUGCCGAAGCUGUUCAAGCCUUUCGCUCGACAGGACGCAUCUACAACCCGGAGCAAAGACGGACUUGGACUUGGACUUCUCGUAGCCAAGGGCCUUGCACGGAAAAUGGGUGGCGAUUUGAUUUGCGUUCGCUCCUCGACUUCUGGUCCUGACCGUGGGUCGGAGUUUGAGGUUAGAAUCCCGAUCUACCAGUCUGAACCUUCUGCCAGGCAGUUCACUCCUGUCACGAAACUCUUAACUCCUCCUCAGCUUUGCGAUCCGUCGAGACUAAGCAGCGGGAGCAGUUCGACGUUCAUUCCGCCAAUCCCCCCUUCGUCUCUCCCAGCGCAGCCAAUCCAGCAGCCAUCCCCUAGCCUCACAGACGAGUCAUCGCAUGCGACCACACCUGCUCGCUCGGUGCCUGCUGCCAAAUCGUCGCAGGGCCCCAUAAGCGGAGGCGCCUACGACAGCAAAUUAGGCGAAAAACAUCCACUCACCGUCCUUGUUGCUGAAGACAACAAAAUCAAUCGUCGCGUACUGGUGAACAUGCUAAAGAGGCUCGGUUACAAAGACGUAUACGAAGCAUGCAACGGAAAAGAGGCCGUGCGGAUCAUGCAGAACAUCAUCGCGUCACAAGGGCCUGCAGAGACACCUGAAAGUGACCAGCCGCAAGUGCUGAAAGGCGUAGAUGUUGCUGGCAACCACGCAGUCUCUGAUUCUUCCGGCAAUCCGAAAAAGUUGAAACCGGUGGAUGUUAUCUUGAUGGAUCUUUGGAUGCCAGAAAUGGAUGGAUACCAGGCCACCUCCAAGAUAUUCCAACUGGUCGACGAAUACCACGGUCGAUUCGCCGGUAAUCCUCAGCCUGGCCGGUCAGCCAGCGGUUCCCCACCUUCGUCUCCCACAGUGCUAGCUGUGAGCGCUGAUGUUACGGAUGAGGCCCUGGCGCGUGCGUCCAAGGUCGGCAUGAAAGGCUACAUGACCAAACCAUACAAAUUGACCGACCUGGAGCGAUUGAUUAAGGGGUUCUGCAGUAAUCCACCGCCACCCUUUGGUCAAUCAACGAACUCAUGAUAAUAGACUCCGUGAUCUUGGGGCUCUUCUUCUCCCUAAUGACCCUUUUCCUUUUUCUUCUUUCUUUUGUUUGGAUUUUUCGUUAUAUACCUGGGUUCUCUUUAUUUGGGCCUUUUUUCUUGGAUAUUUUCCACAUAUUUGAUAACAGUCGACAUGGAAAUCUGGGUUGCGACUAGCGAUCUUGAGUCCUGAUGUAUUUAUGAGCAACAUGCUGGCAUCACAUAAUGACCAUAACUUGAAUAGGGGAGACAGACUAGGUGCACAAAUGCAUCAGGCUAAUAAUUUACAUAUAGAAAUGAUACUGGAAUAUUGAUGAUACA